Cloeon dipterum is the source of this 1937-nucleotide messenger RNA. RefSeq names its product dual oxidase maturation factor 1-like. The record is from RefSeq and is a predicted model, not a curated record. Gene Ontology annotation, biological process: protein transport. The transcript has 7 exons. The coding region runs from base 294 to 1640 and encodes 448 amino acids. Gene Ontology annotation, cellular component: endoplasmic reticulum membrane. Lineage: Eukaryota; Metazoa; Arthropoda; Insecta; Ephemeroptera; Baetidae.
CCCGCGCGGCGCGGCGUCAGCCCAACUAGCUAGCUCGCUGGCUGGCAGAGUGUCGGAGCUGUUGCUGGCCGCUUUCACUGAGCCGUGAGAGCUCCGCCUCUGGUGAAAUCUUCCAUCUAGCUAGCAGUCUCACUCGCAAGUGCCUUCGAAGGAAGACCAGCUUUCCGAGCAGCUCUUCAAGCCGUCGCCUCGAUUCGGAUGGGCCUGGGCCGCGCUGGGCCCCGCCCGCUGGGCCCGCACUGAACCAGAUAUAACCUGCACCCCAGGAAAGUGACUGGAGGGAAAAAAGUGCCAUGAAGGGGUGGUUCGACGCGUUCCGCACUGAUGGCGGGCCAACCCUAUACAGCCAUUCAAACCGGACGGCGGUCACGGGCGACACCGACCUCAUCACCGUGUUCGUCGUCUUUGGCACCCUCUUUAUUGCGUUCCUCAUCAUAUACCCGGGCGUUCGAAAAGAGCGCGUCUCAACCUUCAUGAGCGUCACGCUCAGCCUCUUCGUCGGAUCCUCCAUUCUCGCAACCCAGUGCGGUUCAGGAUGGCACGUGGCGUGCUCCCCUAUCAUCAGCGCAUACCAGGCGUUCUCACGCGAAAAGAUCUCAGGCUCGCUGGGCGCCUACAUCGGACUGAACCACAUCAACGUGACCCUGACGGCGCCGCCAAUCAAUGGUUCCGAUGUUAACUUUAACGAACGCCUGUCCUGGUCGGCUCCCAACGAACUGCAGGAACGCUACCGCGCCGCCCUCUACAGAGGCCUUCCUUUCCCCAUGCUCACCGUCGCCGAAGUCCUGCAGCUCGACCAGGAGGGCUUCGCCUGGGGAAGAAACUACCGUGCAGCGGGCUACUACACAUGUGCGAUGUUGUGGGCCGCCUUCACGUCAUGGCUGUUGAUGAACAUCCUCCUGAUGGUGGUGCCUCGGUACGGCGCGUACACGAUGGUAAUGACAGGACUGCUAGUGCUUGGCGCUGAUCUGACGUACCUAUGGCUGCUGCCUGAGGCGCCGCUGCAGGUGCGGUUUGAGGUCGGCAUCCUCAAGUUUGAACUGGGAUGGUGCUUCUGGCUCAAUCUUAUAGCAGGAGGAGUAUGUUCGGCGAUUGGUCUGGCCAUCGCCUGCUUGGAUCUCGUGUUCCCGCACCAUUUCUCCACUAUCCUCGAGGUCGACUACGACACGCCGUACGACAGGCACGUCAUCAUCGAGGACAGUAGGUACAGAGGACGCAAGAAGAAAAGCGGCUCCAUGUCGAGCAACAAGUCUGGCUCGCUCGAAGAGCCCCGUUCACCCUGGAGCACCAGGAUCCUCAGGAGACUGAGCAGCAAGCAGAAGCUGGAAGGCAUCCGCAACGGCGGCUUCGAGAUGAACGCGCCCAAGUCUCCGUGGAACUACCCGCACCUGAUGCGGCACCACGAGGCGAUGCCACCGCCGCAGCACCGCGGCCUGACGCGCGUCUACCCUGGCAAACUGACGGCGGCCGACGUGGCCCGGCAACGGCUCGAGGACUGCCGUCUGCCGGCCUUCAAACGACAGGACAGCCAGGACAGCAUGGCCAGCUCGACGGCCUCCUCGCUCGGCCUGGCCGUGCUGCUUAGGUCGGGCUCGUACUCGACGCGGCCGCCGCCUGCCAGGGCCACGUCGCAGCACUGACCCGACCUACCCAUUCCUCCUCUUAUUUAUUAAUCGCGUCACUGAUUUGUGAAUUUUUUGUGAUCGACUCGAGCCGUCAUUCGGCGCUCUAUUCGCUUUAGUCAUGUAAAUGCCAAACGAGUGAGUUGUAUAUGUAUAUUAAUGUAUUUUGUGGAAUAAUUAUGUACGAAUUUGGCGAGUGAUGUCGUUUAACGUGGGAGAUUGUGAUGAGAGUGAUUUUUAACAACUGUACAUUUGUAUAGCUCGCAGUUGCUUGUAUGGCGACAAUAAAUAUUGACGAUUCGAGCGAAUACAUAA